AUGACAUUGCCUGAAAGCUCAACCUUUCCUCACCAUGUCGCUGCUGGCUGUCUACAUGUCUCGCGGGUAGACAGUGGACUAUCAGACGAACAAUGGUUUCGACUACCCAAGCAGUGGAACCCUUUCUUUCGAUCCGAUCAAGAGCUCAAUCGCUCGAUUGUCGCAUCGGGUGUGCAUCAUAUCGAACUGACCGAGUCCCUUCACAAGUGCACCAAUUUUCCUCUAGAGCUGCAAGAGCUUCUGUUCGAAGUUGCUCUGGCCCCUUUCGCAAAGCUUUUCCGGCACCACUGGAUCGAACUCGAAUUCGUAAGGAGCCAGGAUGAUGCAGACAUCAACAGUCUUGUCAGGGUCUACCUUUUACCAGAUGAUAAGGACCGGUCCCUUAUCAACCGUUCCAACAAACCUCUAAGGAGGCAUUGGAACAGCCUUCUCUCGAAGCUGGACUUUUCUCCAUCGGCAUGGAAGGGUAAAUCCAAUGGUGACCGGAGUUUCCAGCCUGCUUUAAUGCAGCCGCCUGAUCAAGAUGGAGCAGAGCCCUCACUUUUGCAGCUGUUUAACACCAUACCAUCCCCAAAACCAAGUCCUGACUAUCUUCUGGACUCUAAUGACCGCGAAUACUGCCGGAGUCUUCUCAACUGUGAUAUCCCGGGGUUGAAAACUCAGCUCUUUUUGUACCAGCGCGAGGCUGCAGCCGCAAUGUUUGAGAGAGAAGCACAGCCUUCGCAGCGUACAGACCCUCGACUCUGCCACGUUGUCGACCAAAACGGAGAUCCUUGGUUCUUUGACUAUAUUACUGGCGAAGUCCUGAAGGAUGGACGAUCCUAUGAAGGUGUCUCUGGUGGUAUUUUAGCUGAAGAGAUGGGUUCUGGCAAGACACUUAUCUGCCUUGCACUAAUAGCGGCAACAAGGCAACAGCCAGCUUACAGACCCGAGAUGUACACUGCACCUAUCAUUGUUCGGCCAAAACUUGGAUCGCUUGCUGACAUGGCAGCCGCAGCCGGAUCUAUGGCUUCGGUUCCAUGGCGCAGCUACUUUUCCAGAGAGCAAUGUGGAGAUCGAGAGUAUACCAACUGUCUGGACAAGAUUGAACAAAACCCCGGCUGGUAUCUUAUGCCUCGCCCUGCACCUAAACGAGUUAGCCGUCAGCCAGAAGCUUUUGAGCAGCAGUCGGACAAGGUCUACUUAUCUUGCGCAAGUCUUGUCAUCGUCCCAACGAACUUGCUUGAGCAAUGGAAGGAUGAAAUCGCGAAGCACACCCCAGACCUGCGUACUUUGGUCUUGACCAAAGCUCAAGUACCUACGACUAUACCAAACACACUUUCUCUGCUGCAGUACGACGUUAUCCUUGUAUCCGUGACUCGUUUCGAACGGCUUAUCGACAACCGAAUCAAAGACAAACAUGGCUCUUGGGUUCUUUUAUCUCCCUUAGCCCAGGUCCACUUUAAAAGAAUCAUCAUUGACGAAGGGCACGCACUGGGUCAUUCUACUUUGGCAAAGAAGAGUAAUCUGCUACUGGUAGUUGAGCAACUUCAAACCUCUGCUCGCUGGGUUGUCACCGGUACCCCUUCGAAAGGGCUUUAUGGUGUGGACGGUUCAUGCGCGGGGCGUAAGGAGCUCUCGCAUAGCCAGGAGCGCAAAGAUACCGAACAUAUCGGUUCUAUAGCGGCACAUUAUCUGAACGCUCGGCCGUGGGCCAACAAAGUUCUGGAGGAUGGCGAUACAACCGCAGACUGGCGUGUCUAUGUGAUGCAGACUAAAAACAACAACGAGGUCCAGAACCGCAGAAGGCAGUCUGUUCUCAAAUCUACACUUGACUCACUGAUUAUCCGUCAUCCAAAGUCGGAGCUCAGUCGUCUUCUCCCAAAAGUAACAGAGAAAACUGUUUAUAUUGAUGGGUCCUACCAGGACAUCAUGUCACUGAACUUGUUUGCGGCUUAUAUUAUCCUCAAUAGUGUGCAAUCACAACGUGUCGAUCAAGACUAUUUUUUUCACCCCAAGCAACGGAAAUAUCUCGAUGAGCUUGUUUCCAACGAAAGGCAAGCGAGCUUCUUUGGCGGAAAUUUCUUCACUGCAACGGACAUUCACAAGGCAGUGUUGACCGCUGAAGAGUUUCUGCAAAAGGGAGAUGUUGUCAUCAGCAAGGAAGAUGAUUGUUUGAUCCGCGAGGCGAUUACUUUCGCCAAGAUGGCAGAGGCCAACAAAACUCGGGAAGUGUCUAGCCGCUGUUUCGAGGUGCCCAUAUACAUUGAGGAUUUCCCGGGCAGGGAAUACGCCGGAGUUUUAAGCUCAUGGGCUGUCGACGGCAAAGGGGGCGAUAAAAUGUGCACAAUAGCACCACUGGUUGUGGUCCUGCAGCGUUAUGUACGUCCGUGGCUCAGCUCGCCGGAAUCACUCGAAAUUGUUUUCAACUCUGGAACGUUCGCGACUUACGGUGCAAAAGCGAGGAACAAGGCGAUGGGAGGCGUGCCUGAGAUUAUACAACGUGGAGAAGGGCCAUCCAGCAUUGCCUUUACCGACAAGGAUGACAAGAUGUACAAAGAUGUCAGCAAACAAAAGAAGGCCCGUUCAGGGACUUUGGAGUGGGCGGAUGUCAACGAUACGUUGGAGAAGGACGAAGAGAUUGCAAAACCGCUUGUAAAAUGUCGUCUCGUUUCGACAGCUUCAGCCAAGUUGUCCUACCUGAUUGAUCAGAUUACGAAGUAUAAAGAUGAAGAAAAGAUCUUGGUGUUCUACGAAACAGAAAAUGUUGGAUGGUAUAUCGCGGGAUGCUUGGAGAUAUUACAUAUACCCCACCUCAUCUACGCAAAGAAUCUCAAGGCUGAACGACGGGCGCAAUACGUGGCGACAUUCAACGAGAUGUCUAAAUUCAGGGUGAUGCUCAUGGAUCUCAAGCAAGCGGCUUUCGGCCUCAACAUGAACUCUGCGUCACGAAUAUACUUUGUGAACCCGGUGCUUAACCCACAAAUAGAGGCACAGGCUAUCGGUCGAGCGAGGAGGAUAGGUCAAAGCAAAGACGUGACAGUCGAGACCUUAGUUUUACGUGGCACCUUGGAGGAGCUCAUUGUAGAACGCAAGAAGAAGAUGACGCAGGAGGAGCACAGGCGGAUCAAAUCCAUCAUGGACGACAGGCCUUUCUACGAAUGGUUUCAAAAUGCCCGAAUUUUGCCAUUGCCGGAUGUAGCGGCCGAUGAUGGCCCAGGACAAAUGGCACCGUUGGCAGUACCCGUUCCGCUGUUUGGACGAGGAUCAGGCCAAAUCAUACAUCCGGACCAGGAUCUCUUAGCCAAAGGAGAAAGGGAGUCCAGCGACCGAGAGUGCGCCACCCCGUGUAGCGACAACGGCGGAGUAGGUAGCUCCUUCGGGCGUAAACGUCCCUUGUCUAUGGCGGCAGAUGCGGCAGAUGCGGCAGCAGAGGACGCGGUGGAUAAGAAGCCAAAGAAACCUGCCAAAGGUGUUCGCUUUGCGUAGCCAGCUUUAUUUCGCCAGCCCAUGACCGCUGUCAGCAAGACUGAGGGAGACAGACAGCCUCUCUCGCUCAACCUAAACCGGAUGGAAGUAUAACAAGCGUGUUUGAGGUAUAAUAGGCAAGGAGAGACAGCCCGAUAUAGAAUAGACCUAGACUGUGUUUUAGCCUUGUCUGGUUAGAUAGGGUUCCUUAGGGAUGGACAUAUAGCUUGGCGCAUUAGCAUUAGGGUUGGGCGGUCAGGGUGGUUAGGUUUACAGUACUGCACUAACUGAUUACGAAUACAUUUCAUGUAAUUUUUUUUUUUUUUUUUUUU
Pyricularia grisea is the source of this 3779-nucleotide messenger RNA. RefSeq lists its product as uncharacterized. Bases 1 to 3468 code for a protein of 1155 amino acids. Lineage: Eukaryota; Fungi; Ascomycota; Sordariomycetes; Magnaporthales; Pyriculariaceae. The record is from RefSeq and is a predicted model, not a curated record. The transcript has 2 exons. Gene Ontology annotation, molecular function: ATP binding; ATP-dependent chromatin remodeler activity.